Hibiscus syriacus is the source of this 1904-nucleotide messenger RNA. RefSeq names its product aldehyde oxidase GLOX1-like. The record is from RefSeq and is a predicted model, not a curated record. The coding region runs from base 42 to 1889 and encodes 615 amino acids. NCBI's taxonomy places the organism in Eukaryota, Viridiplantae, Streptophyta, Magnoliopsida, Malvales, Malvaceae. The transcript has 3 exons.
CUUAGAUAAAUAAAAACAAGCAGAUUUAACUGGUAAUAAUAAUGGUUUCUAUUUGGAGAGGCUUUAUUAUUUUACCUCUCCUUUUUGUCUAUGGAAACUGUCAAGGCUUGCUGUUUCCUAAUCUAUUCCAUCACUUCGGCAACCCCAUGACGGGAUUCGAGGCCCCGCGGUUCGACGGACCUGCGACCUUGGUGGCCGAUGAUAGCGGAUCUUCUGCCGCCGGCGACGACGUUGACAGUGCAAAGCAGAACGGCGGGAGUUCACAGACAUUGUUGGUUGAGGGUCUUGAACGUGUUGUGGAGGCUCAAACUACGUUCAAGGGAAGUUGGGAAUUGUUCGUCGAAAACUCCGGCGUUUCCGCCAUGCACUUGGUGUUGCUCCCGAAGAUCGAUCAGGCUCUGAUUUUCGACGCCACGGUUUGGAAGAAAUCGAAGCUGAAGUUGCCGGGACCGCCGUGCCGGAAAGUCGAGGGAACCAAUGAAGAAGAUUGCUGGUGCCAUUCGAUUCUCUUGGACGUCGAGACAGGAAAUAUUAAGCCACUCAGGAUUGAACAUGAUACAUGGUGUUCAUCUGGUGCCCUUGAUGUGAAUGGCCGAUUAAUAAGUACCGGUGGUUUUGGCAAUGGGUCCGACACCGUCAGAAUCCUCGACAUAGCUCCCAAUUCUGAUUGGAUUGAAUAUCCUGGUGCACUUGGAAAUGGAAGAUGGUAUGCCACACAAGUGACCUUAGCCGACGGGCAAUUCAUGGUGUUCGGUGGCCGGGGAGCUCCGACGUACGAAUUCGUUCCAUCACAAGGACAGAAAAAUACCCGUAAUGAAGUCUUCGAUUUUAAAUUCCUUGUGGAAACCCAUGAUCCUCCAAAGAUCGAGAACAAUUUGUACCCAUUCGUUUACCUUUCAACCGACGGCAACCUCUUCAUCUUCGCCAACAACCGCUCGGUUCUCCUCAACCCGAACAACCGACAAAUCGUCCACGAGUUCCCAGUUCUCCCCAACGGCGCCCGCAACUAUCCGGCUUCGGGUAGCUCUUGUCUCCUCCCAAUCAUACUUAACCCCAACGAAAACCGCCGAGUGAUUCCGGCGGAGGUUUUGGUAUGCGGAGGAACGGCGCACGACGCGUACCCAAAGGCCGAAGACAUGCGGCCCAAGGUGUUCGUUCCGGGGAACACCGAUUGUGCCCGCAUGGAUAUCACCAAGAGAAACGGCAAAUGGAAGAUCAAUAACAUGCCGUCGGCUCGUUUAGUGGGAGACGCGGUGGUGCUCCCUACCGGAGAUGUUCUUCUAGUCAACGGUGCAAAAACCGGUGCAGCCGGUUUUGAUAAUGCCAGGGAGCCGAAUUUGAACCCGGUUUUGUAUAAGUUCAAAAGUGACGGAACCGGUUCGAAGUUCACCGUUAUGAACCCGUCGAACAUUCCCCGUAUGUACCACUCAUCGUUCGCCGUUCUUCCCGACGGUAAAAUCAUGAUCGCCGGAAGCAACACGAACCCAGGAUACAUGGACAACGUACUGUUCCCCACUGAAGUUCGGGUGGAAAAAUUCUCGCCCCAUUACUUGGAUCCGAACUUGGCCCAGUUCAGGCAAGAGAUCGUGGUCGAACAGUCCGAUAACAAGGUGAAGUACGGACAGAAAUUCACGGUGCAGAUUCGUUUAGGUGGUGCGAUUAACGAGACAAAGCUGCAAGUGACGAUUUACUCACCGCCGUUUACGACGCACGGGGUGGCAAUGAACCAGAGGCUGGUUCAGUUGGGUAUUCUGGAAUUCAACAAUGGCAAAUUAGUUCUUCAAGCUCCCAUGAAUGGAAACAUUGCUCCUCCUGGGUAUUACAUGCUCUUCGUUAACUACAACGGAGUGCCUUGCCGCCGUUCCAUGUGGAUUCAGAUUAUGCCCUAGAGAUCAAUCGUCGUA